GGCUUACUAUGAAUAACGAAUUGUGACAUUAUGAAGCUUCAAAAGUCUGCUCCUUACGUGCCUACCUACUGCAUUCAAUAGGUCUUGUUUUUAUAUUCUUAGAUAUAAGUCGUCUGGUCUUGCAGAAUUACCACGACAAAGUGUCAGAUAUAUCUAUAUUGUGAUUCAUUUACAUCCGAUAUAGAUAUAUAAUAUGCAUCGAUCCGAAGAGAGCGCCAAGAAAAUCCUAGUUUGCUCUUUACUUCAUCCCUUUGCCUAAAACAUAUCUGGGUGCUUUAUUCAAGAUGGCACCAGUCAUCAUUCUAAUACGCCACGCCGAAGCUCUACACAAUAUUACACACGAAUGGGAAUUACCUGAUCCAGUCCUGACUGAGAAGGGUAUAGAACAAUGCAAAGCUCUCGCAACCAAACUUGAAUCGAGUUUCAACUUUGCUCCAGAUGCGUGCCGCAUAAUAGUGAGCCCUUUGAGAAGGACGUUGCAGACCGUACAAUAUGGUCUGCAGUGGCUUCGAGAUCGUGGAGUUCCUACCGAGGUUCGUGCGGAAUGGCAAGAAACCACAGAUAAACCUUGUGAUAUUGGCGAUGAUCCUACUACAAUCAAAGAUGAAUGGCCCGACUUCGAUUUCUCGACCUUAGACCCAGUCUAUCCUCAGAAGACUGGUCUGUAUGCAAACUCAGAAGAUGCCUUCCAGGAGAGAGCCUCAUUCGCCAAACAAUGGCUCUUCGAACGUCCCGAGGAGUGCAUCGUCGUUGUCACACACUCGGGAUUCUUGAGGAGGGUCAUCAAGGGGCCGAAAUAUCAGAACGUGGAGUAUAGGACAUAUGAGCUCGUCAAGGAUGCGGAUGACCUAAAACUUAACGAGAUCGACAGGCAUGUCUUUGAGCAACCAUAGAAGCCCUUGCACCGGUGAGAAUUACAGGGCAGGUCGAAAACACCGGUAGCAAUCAAUUAAUGGUAUGGCAAGGGAGAGAAACACAUGUGCCCCUCGCUUAGAGGAAUGCCUGGUUGCAGUGAACUAUAAGUAGGUAGCUAAGGAAUAACAGUUAUUAUCUGCAAUUUUCUGCAAUAAUAGACAAUUUAUUACUCAGAAUCAUAUUUGAUGAUGGUCACAACACUAUUGAGCAGACACAAUAUAAUUCAACUGACUUGCUUGCAUAUCCGAUGAAACGCCGUAUCCGAUGACACGUAUCGCCCACAAGAGAACGGAAUGAAACGCAAGAGACGCAAGAAAUGCAAGAGACUGCAAGUUGCAAUGUCGCCGAGAUUUACCAUGGGAACCCAAUGUCUAGAGUAUAUCGGAUUCCCUCAAACGAACGGCAUAUCAUAUUCUUGCACUGGACUCGGCCUCGAAGACGGUGAGAAUGAUCGUCUGUAAGCAAUCAAAAAAGGAUUGAUUAAGAAUCGGACGUGCUGAUGAAUGUAAA
Molecule: messenger RNA, 1425 nt
Organism: Daldinia decipiens
Lineage: Eukaryota; Fungi; Ascomycota; Sordariomycetes; Xylariales; Hypoxylaceae
Product: phosphoglycerate mutase-like protein
Exons: 4
Coding region: 285-893 (202 amino acids)
Cellular component (GO): cytoplasm
Molecular function (GO): phosphatase activity
Source: RefSeq, a predicted model, not a curated record